Lutra lutra (Eurasian river otter) is the source of this 929-nucleotide messenger RNA. RefSeq names its product achaete-scute family bHLH transcription factor 5 (gene ASCL5). The record is from RefSeq and is a predicted model, not a curated record. The transcript has a single exon. Gene Ontology annotation, molecular function: RNA polymerase II transcription regulatory region sequence-specific DNA binding; protein dimerization activity; DNA-binding transcription factor activity, RNA polymerase II-specific. NCBI's taxonomy places the organism in Eukaryota, Metazoa, Chordata, Mammalia, Carnivora, Mustelidae. Gene Ontology annotation, biological process: developmental process; regulation of transcription by RNA polymerase II. Bases 327 to 899 code for a protein of 190 amino acids.
GAGGAGGUGGGGUGCCAAGGCCUGCUGCCCUGCCCAUGGGCGCCGCGGAAGAAGGCAGGGGUCCCGGGAGUCCUGCGGCACGACGGCUGGAUCGGAGAGGGUGCCUCUGAGCCUCUGCCAGGAGCCACACUGGGCCACAGCGAUGACUCCGGUCAGGGAGACCUCGGAGGCCAUCCCAAAGGGCGAAGAGGAGUGCUGACCCAUCCUGGUAUCCCAGGGCUGCUGCUGGCGAUGUGACUCGUCCCUGCGGUGGUCGGGACCGUGCAGACCCCAAGGAGGGGCGAUUCGGGGAGGGUCUCACUCUGGGUCCAGCUCCACGCGGCACCAUGAACAAUAACUUCUGCCGGGCCCUGGUGGACCGGCGGCCCCUGGCACCCCCCAGCUGCAUGCAGCUGGGCGUCGUGCCCCCUCCGCGCCGGGCGUCCUUGCCCCCCGCCGAGCCCCUGGGCAACGUGCCCUUAUUGCUGUACCAGGGCCCGGCCGAGCCACAAUACUAUGACGCCUACGCGGGCGUGUUCCCCUACGUGCCCUUCCCCGGGGCCUUCGGGGUGUACGACUACCCCUUCGAGCCCGCCUUCAUCCAGAAGCGCAACGAGCGCGAGCGGCAGCGGGUCAAGUGCGUCAACGAGGGCUACGCGCGCCUCCGCGGCCACCUCCCGGGCGCGCUGGCCGAGAAGCGGCUCAGCAAGGUGGAGACCCUGCGCGCCGCCAUCCGCUACAUCAAGUACCUGCAGGGGUUGCUGAGCGCGGCCCCCGACGGCGCGCCGCCCGCCGCCUCCCCGCCCGACUGCCCCCGCGACGGCGAGGCCCGGGCGCCCGCCUCCCAGGUGCCCGAGUCGUCCGAGUCCUCCUGCUUCUCCUCCUCGCCGUUCUUUGAGUCCGAGGAAUCCAGCCACUGAUCCGGACCGCGGCCGGGGGUGCGGGGGCGG